GAGGACUGCGGGGCGGCGGCCAGCACGCCAGGCCCACGGCCAGCUCCCGAGGACGGCGCCAAAUGGGCUGGGCCGCGCUCGCCGGGCCCGCCAGACCGCGCCGGGUCCUCCAGACCGCGCGCCGGGCCCGCCAGACCACGCUCUCCAGGCCGGGUCCGCCAGACCAGACCGCACUGGCGGGGCCCCACCAGACCAGACCGCGCCGGGUCCUCCAGGCCGCGCUCUCCAGGCCGGGUCCUCCAGACCAGGCUGCGCGCCCCAGGCCCGUCAGACCGCGGUCUCCAGGCCGGGCCCGCCAGACCAGGCCGCGCUCGCCCAGGCCCGCCAGGCCGCGCCGGGUCCUCCAGACCGCGCUCUCCAGGCCGGGUCCGCCAGACCGCGCUGGGUCCUCCAGACCGCGCGCUGGGCCCGCCAGACCGCGCGCUGGGUCCUCCAGACCGCGCGCUGGGCCCGCCGGACCGCGCCAGGCCCACCAGACCGCGCGCGCCAGGUCCUCCAGACCACGCUCUCCAGGCCGGGUCCGCCAGACCAGGCCGCGCUCGCUGGGCCCGCCAGACCAGCCCGAGCUCGCCGGGCCCGCCAGAUCGCGCCGGGUCCUCCGGACCGCGCCAGGCCGUGCGCGCCAGGUCCUCCAGACCACGGUCUCCAGGCCGGGUCCUCCAAACCAGGCCACGCGCGCCGGGCCCACCAGACGGCGCUCUCCAGGCCGGGUCCGCCAGACCAGGCCGAGCUCUCCAAGCCAGGCCGCGCCGGGUCCUUCAGACCCUGCGCCCCGGGCCCGCCAGGCCGCGCUCACCAGGGCCCGCCAGGCCGCGCCGGGUCAUCCAGACCGCGCUCUCCAGGCCGGGUCCGCCAGACCAGGCCGAGCUCGCCCGGGCCCACCAGACCAGACCGCACUGGCGAGGCCCCAGCAGACUAGACCGCGCCGGGUCCUCCAGGCCGCGCUCUCCAGGCCGGGUCCUCCAGACCAGGCCACGCACCCCGGGCCCGCCAGACCCGCCCGACCGCGGCCUCCAGGCCGGGCCCCCCAGACCGGGCCGCGCUCACCUGCGCCCGCCAGACCAAACCGCACUUGCCGAGCCCGCCAGGCCGUGGCGGGUCCGCCCGACCGCGGUCUCCAGGCCGGGGCCACCAGACCGCGCCGGGUCCGCCAGACCACGCGCUGGGCCCUCCAGACAGCGCUCUCCAGGCCGGGCCCUCCAGGCCGCGCUCGCCCGGGCCCGCCAGACCAGGCCGCGCUCACCCGGACCCGCCAGACCCGGCCACGCGCUACCGGCCAGGCCCCGGGAGGUCCUCCCGACCCUGCGCGCCAGGGCGCCCGACAGGCCACGCUCGCCCGCACCCGCCAGACCCGGCCACGCUCCGCAGCCCAGGCCGCGCCGGGUCCUCCCGACCCUGCGCGCCAGGCCCGCCCGGCCGCACUCGCCCGCGCCCGCCAGCCCCGGCCACGCGCUGCCAGCCAGGCCGCGCCGGGUCCUGCAGACCCUGCGCGCCAGGCCGCGCUCACCAGAGCCCGCCCGACCAGGCCGCGCUCCGGGCCUGCCAGGCCUCGCCUGCCACCCUCGCCGUCCGCGGCCGAGCCCAGCCGAGCUCGCAACCCGGCCUCGCUGAGGCUGCCGAGCCUGGCAAUCGCGCCUCCACCUGCUGCCUCGGGGCCCAGCUCGCGGCCGCCGGGCCUCCUCAGCACCUCGCUCAGAGCCUGCCAGCCAGGCCGCCAGCCCUCUCCGUGCUAGUCUCCGAUGUGCUCCAGCAAGGAAGGCCUCCCUCGCUGUCCACUCUCCCUUCUCUAUUGUACCGUGUCUUUCGACGUGUGCUGUUCAGGUGUUAUUUCACCAAAUUAAGAGUCCCUUCCCUCUGUCCAACUUUCCCCUACAGCUACUGCCUCACUUUUCCGCUCCUCUUUAUAUGAACACUCUGAGAUUUCUACUCUCGCUUCUACCAGACACUCCCCUCCCCUUGUCCCCUGCACUGGCUGUUCCCCCAGAGCCACGUGACCCACGGCUUUUCGGCUUCAAGUCUUUGCUCAAAUGUCACUUUCUCAGCGACACUUACCCCACUGAAUAUUCCUGAACACACACUCCUGAGACCCCCAGCACUCCUGACACCCCUUCCUUUUCUUUUUUACAGCAUUCAUCACAGUCUGAUAUACCACUGAGCCAUUGUUUGUUCUUGUCUGUCUCCCACUCCACUAGA
Messenger RNA from Delphinapterus leucas (beluga whale), 2193 nucleotides. Lineage: Eukaryota; Metazoa; Chordata; Mammalia; Artiodactyla; Monodontidae. The record is from RefSeq and is a predicted model, not a curated record.